Molecule: messenger RNA, 1872 nt
Organism: Candidozyma haemuli
Lineage: Eukaryota; Fungi; Ascomycota; Pichiomycetes; Serinales; Metschnikowiaceae
Product: transcription factor TFIIIB subunit
Exons: 1
Coding region: 1-1872 (623 amino acids)
Biological process (GO): transcription by RNA polymerase III; RNA polymerase III preinitiation complex assembly
Cellular component (GO): transcription factor TFIIIB complex
Molecular function (GO): RNA polymerase III general transcription initiation factor activity; TFIIIC-class transcription factor complex binding
Source: RefSeq, a predicted model, not a curated record
AUGAGUAGUAUUGUGAAAAAGUCCUCCCACUUCGCCCCCAAGGUGAAAAAGAGGGUCACCAGAAACACCAAGGCUGCUCAGCUAACACCCCCAACAACCCAGGAGUCUCAUACUUCCCCUGAUCCAACUCAGAUAACCCAGCCAGAUGAGGCUCCCAUCUCAACACCUCCAGCAACACAGGUGACAAAUGACCGUACAGAUUUGUCCAAGUACAAUAUUGGAAGUGCUCCAAGUCCAAGUGUUGGUAAGUCACAGGAGGAUGAAGCCGAAAUCGUGGACCCUAAAGAUACUUCAAAGGCUGCAGAUGAAGAGGCUAUACAAGACGAAGAUAGCGAUGGCCACGAGUAUGGCGAUAACGAUAUUUUCAAGAAGACCUUGGCAGAAAACCAGGAAUUGCAGAGAUCGCAAAGAAGAAGGUCUUCUGUUGCCUCCAGACGUUUAUCUGGUAUCUUCAAUAGAUCAGGAUCGGUUUCUACCCCUGGCUCUGUUGGCCCAGAUGGAGAAGAAGUUACUGCUGCUCCGGUGAAGAUUGGCAUUCCAACUGCAAAGCCAACUAAGAGAAGUAGACUGUCGAUAUCUAGAUCCGCCAAGAGACAAAGCCGGUCUUCUACGGUUGUGCCUCCAACGCAAACUUUGGUUGAAGAGGACGAGGGUAGUAGCACUACUGCUGCUGCGAAAGAAACCACUAAAGAAGGUACUGAAGAGGAGAAUGAAGAAGACAAAGGACCAAAGUAUGUUAUUGGAGUGGACCCAAGCACUAACAAGUUCGUCAAGUACCGUGCUCAUAAAGAUGUCAAAGGACCUAAGAACAUGCCUGUGGCUCCAGAUAAUCUUAUCACUACUAUCACGGAUAUCAGUCAACUUCCUAGAAAGAUUAAACCACAAGAUGAAGCGUUAUAUGCCCAGCUCAAGGUGCUGGCCGACGAUAUGACUUUGGCAGAGCUUUGUAAACCCUUGAUACAAGUCGGUGCAACGAGCACCAACUUUAAUGAUGCUGAAAACGCCAAGAUAGCAUUGGACAAGGCAAGGAAGUACCGUCGGCAGGCCCGUGAUUAUGCGAGAGAGAAUCGUGUCAGUUAUGAGACAGCAUUCGAACAGCUUCAAGCUAAAAGAAUAGCAGUCGCCGAGGGAAAAGCGAGAGCUAAAAGAGCUAGAGAAGCAGGAGAGAAUGGUGAUGAAGCAAAGGACGGCGCAGCGAAGGAUGAAGCGGCCAAGUCUAAUAUUGCGUUGGUUACUGUUGGCGAUAAAAUCCAAGUCGAUACUGAUUCUAUCAUCAGGGCCCAACAUGAGCGUCCAGAUAGGGCUGGCGGUGCUGCUGAAAUGGAUAAUGCAUAUGUCAACCCCAUUACUUCUAACUCCUACACUAAACUGACUUACACGGAUGCAUGGACGACUGACGAGUUGAAACAACUCUACAAUGCCUUGAGUACAUGGGGUACUGAUUUCACUUUCAUCGCCCAGCUCUUUCCUUACAGAACCAGACGCCAAGUGAAAAGAAAGUUCACUUUGGAAGAGAAGAAGCGUCCGGAGCUCGUGGAAUUAGCAUUGAGAAGAAAGCUUCCCCCAGACCUCGAUGCCUAUUGUGCUGCUGCCGCAGACGGCAAGAACUUCAAGACUUUGGAACAGUUCAACGAAGAAAUCAAGGAGCUUAGACUGGAGCACGAGAAGCAUAUCAGUGAAAUUCAAACCGAGCGUGAGAAGGCUAUCAAGGAAGACUUGGAGGCCAGCAGAAAGAGAGAGAUGGAGAUCAGAACCGGUUCUAGAAUUAUGACCAGAGCUGAAAGAGAAAGAGAAUUGAGAAAGAACGAGGUUGUUGUUGGUACAGUUGAAGACUCUAGAAAACCUGCCCAGCCUUUGAAAGGUGAAACUUGA